Molecule: messenger RNA, 1014 nt
Organism: Dicrocoelium dendriticum
Lineage: Eukaryota; Metazoa; Platyhelminthes; Trematoda; Plagiorchiida; Dicrocoeliidae
Source: the annotation of a GenBank genome assembly
CUUUCGCUCAUCUGUCAGUGUAAUAUCCUUUUUUAGCCGUUCUGUCAUGAAGAUUGGGCAUUUGCAUUAUCGGCGUGGGGUUAUCACUUAUUCGAUUUCUCCGUAUGAGCAAAAUGCCUAUGCCGGGUUUCUUGAUCGUGGUUUUCCCAACCUGCUUCGCCGUUUCCGAUCAAAGGUCUGGACAGUAGCAACACCAUUCAUCAUUACUUUCUUAGUGAUCGAAUGGGCUAACAAUGAAAACAGAAAACUUCACCGGAAGAAUGCAGCUUAAUUUGCCUUUUCGGAGUUCCAAGAAUUCUUCCACUCUCCAAAGCUCUGUAGCAUUAUAUCCAAAGUUAUGCUAAAUGAAUCGUUUACACUCACGUGUCUCGCUUAAGAUUCUUUCUCAUCCUGUCUUGAAAGUGGUUGUUUUCUCUUCGAAUUUUGUCCACUUCAAUGCGUCAGGGAAGUAGAUAAAAAGAGCAAAGAUCCUGCUGCAUUCAUCGCCACUGUUGUAGUUCUUUGGGGAGAACUGUUACCCAGCGACUUAUAUCUUUCCUGCACUUAAUGGAAAGCGAUGGAGUUAAGAAACGUUUUUCAUCUUGAUUAACACAACAAAGGAACCGAAGACCGAUAUUCCUAUACUAGGUUGACCGCUGGAGCGUCGUGAAUAACCGUUUUUGUGCCCCUGCCCGUUCCAAUGAAAUACAUAAAGACGAAUCUCGGACACUUGGAAAAAUAUUUCCAGCACAGCAUUAACUUAUGCCCGUAACAGUCCGGACAAAACCCUAGUUUUCCCCUGUGCAUUUCUAACAAAAAUUACUAUUUCGUUGCUCACUAAGGCAACCAGUGCUGAUGGUUUAACUGGUUGUGGUGUCGAGCACCACCUUUAUUUAACGUUCGUUUUGAUUGCAACAUAUAACCGUUCAUGUGCUGUGCUAUUUUGAGGGUCGUGUUUUAUAGCCAGGACAGGAUCCAGAGACAAAACAAGUUUUCGCUUAACAAGCGUCCCGUUUCAUGUGCCAGUAAGCGAAC